This is a messenger RNA of Triplophysa rosa, 1978 nucleotides long. It is a transcript of the gene sdf2, whose product is annotated as stromal cell-derived factor 2. NCBI's taxonomy places the organism in Eukaryota, Metazoa, Chordata, Actinopteri, Cypriniformes, Nemacheilidae. The record is from RefSeq and is a predicted model, not a curated record. The transcript has 3 exons. Bases 65 to 733 code for a protein of 222 amino acids.
UCCAUAUGACGUAAUGUAAGGGUUUUAAAGAUUAUUUUCCCAAGGACUCGGCAAAGUUCAAGCCAUGGAUAGUUUGGGGUUUAUUCGGGUCCAGAUACCAAUAACAGUGUUAUUAUCGUGUAUGUUUACAUUGUCCUCCGGCAGCGAAAUGAAUUUUGUGACGUGCGGGUCAGUGGUAAAGCUGCUCAAUGUAAAACACAACGUCAGAUUACACUCUCAUGAUGUCCGAUAUGGAUCUGGUAGUGGUCAGCAGUCAGUGACAGGUGUGACCACAGUGGAGGACAGUAACAGUUACUGGAGUGUGCGGGGCACCACUCAAGCUGUAUGUCACAGAGGGACUCCUGUAAAAUGCGGUCAGAACAUUCGUCUCACCCACGUCAACACGGGCCGCAAUCUGCACAGCCACUACUUUACCUCUCCACUUUCUUCAAAUCAGGAGGUCAGUGCGUUUGGUGAGAAUGGCGAGGGUGACAAUCUUGAUGAGUGGACCGUUCUGUGCUCCGGCUCAGUUUGGAAGCGUGAGGAGUCUGUUCGGUUCCGCCACACAGCCACUGAGGCUCUGCUGUCUGUGACCGGUGAAGAGUACGGCAGACCUAUUCAUGGCCAGAGAGAAGUGCACGGAAUGAUGAUCAGCAGCCCUCACAGCUACUGGAGAACAAUGGAGGGCAUCUUUAUGAAACCGAGUGAAACUGGAUUCAGGGAUUUCAGCAGCCCACUACACACAGAGUUUUAGAGAAACAGUUUAUACAGUACAAGACCUGCUGGACUGUUUGUUUCGUUUAGUUUUGUUGUUUAACUCUAAAGUAAUAGUUCACCCGAAAAGAAACUUAUUUCAUCAAUUUACUCACUCAUCAUCUGUACUGUUACUGUAUGAUUUUCUUUCUUCUGUGCAACAUAGAAGGAAAUACUUUGUAGAAUGUUAGUUACUGUCAGUAUUCUUUGAAAUUACUCCUUAUGUUCCACUAAAGAAAGACAAUCAUACUGAUUUAAAAUGUGAGGGAAAGAAAAUAAUGACCAAUGUUUUAUUAUUGGGUGAACUGUUUCUUUUAUGUGCAAAAGUUGAUCAGAUUGUGCCUCGUUCUUAUUUUAACACUUGAAUUAUACAACGCUAUAUUGUAGUCAACAUACAGUAUAAUGCAGACUUAUGCAUUUCUUUCAUUGCUUUAAGCAAAAGUUUUUUUUGGUCUUAUUUUUGAAAGGUGGUGUUAUAUUUUCAAACUCAAUAGAUUUUAUAAUCACAGAGCGAAAGUUCAAUGUCAGUGUUUUAGCCUAACUUGUGGCUUGAACAUAUUGUGCUCAUCUAUUAGAAUAUUUAUUGAUUAUUGUAAUAUUUUAUAAAAAGCAUGGCCAUCUGUUUGUACCUCAUGGUAGCCUAAUACGUUUUCACACAGAAACCAGCUAAUGUAUUUCACUUGAAGAUUACAGGAUGCGCUUGAAGCUAGAUUUCCAGGAGGAGAACCGAGCACUCUUGCGCUAUGCUAACCUCAGAUUUAGAGGAAAACCUAUAAAACUGCUGGUAAAAGUAUUUCAUAAUACUUUUGGUACUUACGUUAGACUGGUUAUGUUUUUUAGGUAAGCUUGUAUCUUUAGAUAGAAGAAAUAAGGUGAUAUUCAGAAUGUACAUGUAAGUAUACUUUUUUUUUAAGUGACACUUAAAUUAAUGUCUGGUUUUAAAUGUAUAAACCAAAACAUAUUUUAAGAAGUGCCUUUUAUUGAGUAUAUAUUUACUCUAAUUAUUACAUAUAGUCUAGGUGCUGUACAGCUUAUGACACACCUUUAAUGCCAUUUGCACAAUGUGGUGUUUUGACUAUUAUUAUAUAUUAUAGAAUAAGAUGUCCUGUAAACCAUUAUUUUGUUUACAUAGUAAGAUGUUGUCAGUGUACAAUGUCACACAGUGUUAAUUUCUACACAUCUACAACGGAGAACACAGUUAAAUCAAUAAACAUGUUCAUGCUGGAAAACAGAUUUUUUAAUAUUU